Neopelma chrysocephalum (saffron-crested tyrant-manakin) is the source of this 3816-nucleotide messenger RNA. RefSeq names its product ankyrin repeat, SAM and basic leucine zipper domain containing 1 (gene ASZ1). Lineage: Eukaryota; Metazoa; Chordata; Aves; Passeriformes; Pipridae. The record is from RefSeq and is a predicted model, not a curated record. Gene Ontology annotation, biological process: piRNA processing. Gene Ontology annotation, cellular component: pi-body. Bases 35 to 1450 code for a protein of 471 amino acids. The transcript has 13 exons. Gene Ontology annotation, molecular function: protein binding.
CGGCGGCGCCGAGGCGAGGUCGGGCAGGGCCGCCAUGGCCGCGCUGCUCUGCGGGUCCCGUGUCGUGGCGGGCGGCGAUGAGGGCACCGAUAGCGACAGCGACGAUGGCGGCUGGGACAUUGGCAUCGUGCGGCAGGAGCCGCAGCAGUUGGAUCAAAUGUUGCAGGCGGAUAAGAAUGAGGCAUUAAAGAAGGCUCUGUUUCGUGGUGAUGUGUCUUUAAUUGAAGAACUCUUAAACUCAGGCAUCAGCAUAGAAACUAGCUUUCAGUUUGGAUGGACUCCCCUGAUGUGUGCUGCCAGUGUGGCCAACUUUGCAGUAGUGCAUCUUCUUCUGGACAGAGGUGCCAACGCAUGUUUUGAAAUAGAUAAAUACACUGUGCUGAUGGCAGCAUGUACUGCACAAGCUUCAGAGGAGAACAUCUUGAAGACUGUAGAACUGCUUCUAUCAAGGAAUGCUGACCCUAACUUUUCUUGCAGGAAAAAAAUGACUGCACUGAUGUAUGCAGCUAGAAAAGGCUAUGCUCGCGUUGUUGCUCUGCUUGUUGCUCAUGGAUCACACAUAAACACCCAAGAUGAAAAUGGAUAUUCAGCAUUAAUAUGGGCAGCACAGCAUGGACAUAGAAGUGUAAUUUUGAAGUUGCUUGAGCUAGGAGCUGACAAAAAUCUACAGACUAAGGAUGAAAAAACAGCAGCAGAGAUAGCAAAAAUCAAUAAACAUACAGAGAUUUUUAGUUUGCUCUCUUUGGCUGCAAAUCACUUGCAAGGGAGAUACCAUAAAACGGUUGAGCAAGAGGCUAUCUGCAAAUUUCUGACAGCUGUCCCUGACCACGGAGUUGGUUCCUAUUCACUCUUUGAUGACAUGGAAGUGUUUUUACAUGGUCUUGGUCUAGAACACAUUAGAGGACUAUUGAAGGAACAAGAUAUAGCUUUAAGAGAACUUCUGAUCAUGCAAAAAGAUGACUUAAUACAGAUUGGCAUUACAAAUCCUGGAGAUCAAGAGAAACUCCUAGGUGCUAUUAAUGAGCUGCAAGUGGAUGAAAAAAGAAUUGAAGACUUCUCUGAAAUUUUGAAGCUGGAAUUGAGUGAAGAUGAAUUCUACAAGUUUCUUCAGAAGCUGAAUAAAGAGUGUAGUAAGUUGAUCAUUCCUGUGCAGACCAUGAAUAAGCAUUUUCUCAAAAAUUCGCACAAGAUGGUACUGCAGUGGGCACCGACUGAAACUUACAUUGAACUCUGCAAAGAUUUGGUUUGCAGUGUUAGGAAGCUGGGAGAAGAAGUUGCCAAACUGGAGGACCUGGUAGUGAAGCAUGAACAGAAGAAUGAACCCAACCAAGUGAAACUUCCAAAAAAAGCAGCCACCUUGGAAAAAAGAUUAGUAAAGAUGGGAGGGGUAACAUUGCUUGGAUUUGGUUUUUUCUUCUUUAUAAUUAAAUUAGUGGUAAAGAAAACCUGAAUUUAAGUUUAGUGCUGUUUCUCAUCAUAUCUGUAGUAGUAUCAAGUAUGUACUUUGAUCUAGAAAUAAAGUUAUUAAAAAUUAAAACUGUUACUUAAGAGUAUCUUAUGGGUUUAUUUUGAAAUUUUUUUGUAUACAAUGUAGGUCUAAAAUCCUGUCGAAGCUCCUUUUCUUUUUUGGCUUAAAGUUGUAAUUAUUGCUUACUAAUGACUAGUUUCAUUUUUUUUACUUUUAGCUGUUUGGAGAUGAACAUAAUUCCGAUUAUAUCACAUGUUUGUAUUUAAAAUUAUAAUGCAGAUGUGUUUUGGGGGUUGGAAGGGUUUAAAAUAUUUUAAGUAUCAUAUUCAAUGUUAUGUUGAUAAAGAUCUUUUCUCUUGCAGAGAGAUAUACUUUUUUUUUCUUUUCACAAUCAAGAGGACUGUGGAGAUCUUUUUACACAUUGCCUAAAAAGUAAUUUCCCGCUGAACUAUGAUAUUCAUAUUAUACCCGACAUCUGUUUCUUUAGGGAUACUCACUUCUAUUAAGAGUUUCAUCACAUCUAUUAAAAGGAUAAUAACAGUGCUUUGCUGUAAGAAUGCAGGCAACUUAGAAGGCAUAGCAGCAUGUUUUUUCUUGAUCUGGUCUUUCACUAAAAAUUUUUUCUUAAUAUUUUGUCCACUUAAAAAGGUGUUUGUAAUCCCAGAGUGAAGCAUUAAUAAGUGGUUUUGAUCCGCUCUACCAAAACAGCUAUGUUGGAAAAAGGGGAAUUGGUGUAAGUGAAUUCAAAUCAGUUAUGUUUUUGCAGGCUUCAAUAAACAUCUUUAAAAAUGCAAAAUAUUUUGGAAGGGACUUUCUUCUGUCAAAAUGAAACAAAAGGAGUCUAAAAAACAUAAACCUGGAUGGGUGUGUUACACUUUAGGUCUUUCAGUUUUCAGAAAUGUUUUGUGGAAUCUUAAUCUUUGGUAUUCCCUCCAGAGACCAGUAAGGAGAAGAUAAAAACUUGAGUGCUAUUCCAAUUGCUGUAACUGCAGUUUUCUGCUUUUUAUUUUACUGCAUUGGGUGUUAGUAUGUUUCCUUAUUACUGCAGUUGUUAUACCUCCUUUCCUCACAGGUUUCUCCUUCAAUGCAAGGAAAAUCCUACACAGUGAUGAGGCUAGAGGAAAAAAUAGCAUAAGUUAGGAUUUUUUUUCUGUUCUGCUUCCCAUUUUGGGUUAGAAGGGAUAAGCUGUAUUCACCACCACCAUCUGCCAGCAGAAGUGGAAGUGAGCAUACUAUCAGCCUGAACAAAUGAAGUAUAAAAAAGGAAAUGUUUGAAAAAUAGUUCUCUAUUUCUUCAUAAUACCUUAGAAUUAAUCCUAAACUAAUAAGACACGUAUUGCGAAAGGAAGAACCUUUUAUAUAUGCACACUCUUUCUCUGAUUAGCUCAAAAUACAGUUCAAAUGCAGUUGCCCAGCGAUGGGAUGGCUCACAGGUGUUACUAGAACUUUGACAGCUAAUGUUUUUUGGGUGUUUGUUGCAUGAAGUUGUUGGGGUUUUAGGGGGGGUGGAUAGUGGAGGGAGAGUAGGUAGCCAUGUUGCUCAGACUAUGUUUCCAACAUGUACUUUUUUAUUAGUUAAGUGGAAUUAUUUCGACCACUAGUAAGAUUUCUGUGAUACUGCACUUGAAGAGAUUCUUCUACUUAGCCCUUACUUCUCCACUUCAGUGACAAUUUGCAUUAACAAAGCCGGUGCAAAGGACACUGAACAAAGCUUCCAUUUGAAGAGAUGUGUUUCCUGUCACUGGUAGAUCUUGAUAUUUGAAACAGUAAAAAUUUAAACUAUUUUUUUCCAUGAAUUUUAAGUUAAGAUCUGGUCAUAUGGAGGCUUUUUAAGCUAAACUUGGAGGUCUUACCAUUGAACAGAAAAUCUACUCUGGGAAAGUUUUAUCAGUGUUUAACUAAAUUAUUAUGCCUUUGGUGUAAAACACUUAUGAGGGAAAAAAUAAUGCAUGAUAGUUGCCUAUAAUUUUUUUCUAAUUUGAGAGUUACAAUAAAAUAUUAUUUGCAGAAAUGAGUCAAAGGUCUGACUGAACUCUAGGAGAAGACCUCCAAAACACAUUUGGAAGAAGAUGGUCCUUUUAAAUUACCUUACGGAUCACCUGUUUCAGAUGCUUAUAGCCAUGACCGCAAACACAUGUGAACAUGAUUUGGGUUAAACAUAGGCUUUGUGCCAGCAGCAUUCUUGGCAUCGUGCACUGUUCAAGAAUAGUGUUCAAAACUACAUAAACCACUCACAAGAAGUAGGGUCUUGGAGUAACCACUUUAAGUUGUAUUUGUUAAUUGAUCUGUCAAGAACUGUGUUGCAUGAAGAGGACAUGCUAAGAGCUAAAUGAGCAAAGAUUAUUUUG